Molecule: messenger RNA, 1279 nt
Organism: Zingiber officinale
Lineage: Eukaryota; Viridiplantae; Streptophyta; Magnoliopsida; Zingiberales; Zingiberaceae
Product: probable aldo-keto reductase 2
Exons: 4
Coding region: 76-1104 (342 amino acids)
Cellular component (GO): cytoplasm
Source: RefSeq, a predicted model, not a curated record
ACAACGUGCGUCCACUGUCUCUGCACACUUUGCGUUGUCAUCGGAGAGAAAGGAAGGAAGUGCAGUGAAGGGAAGAUGGCGGUCGUGGGGCGGAUGAAGCUGGGCUCGCAGGGGCUAACGGUGUCGCGGCAGGGGCUGGGUUGCAUGGGCAUGUCCAUGCUGUACGGCCCUCCCAAGCCGGAGCCGGACAUGAUCAACCUCAUCCACCACGCCAUCGCCUCCGGCGUCACCCUCUUCGACACCUCCGACAUGUACGGCCCCCACACCAACGAGAUCCUCCUCGGCAAGGCAUUACAAGGCGGAGUGAGGGAAAAGGUGGAAGUGGCCACCAAAUUUGGCAUUAACUUGGACGGUGGAAACUUUGAGAUCCGCGGUGAGCCUGCCUAUGUCAGGGCAGCUUGCGAGAGCAGUUUGAAGCGGCUCGGCAUCGACUGCAUCGAUCUUUACUAUCAACAUCGCAUCGACACUCGAGUUCCCAUCGAAGUCACGAUCGGAGAACUGAAGAAACUAGUCCAAGAAGGGAAAAUUAAGUACAUCGGAUUGUCUGAGGCCUCUGCUUCGACAAUCAGGAGAGCGCACGCUGUUCAUCCGAUCACUGCAGUCCAGCUCGAAUGGUCUUUGUGGUCGAGAGAUGUAGAAGAAGAUGUCAUUCCUACUUGCAGGGAACUUGGCAUAGGGAUCGUCGCAUAUAGUCCCCUUGGAAGAGGCUUCUUUUCUUCCGGACCAAAAUUGGCUGAAACUUUAACCGAUUAUGAUUUCCGAAAGAUGGUGCCGAGAUUUCAACCUGAGAAUCUCGCUCAAAACGCACUGAUUUUCGAACGCGUGAAUGAAAUGGCAAAACGAAAGGGAUGCACCACUUCGCAACUAGCGUUGGCAUGGAUUCACCAUCAAGGUCCCGACGUGUGCCCCAUACCCGGAACCACAAAGAUCGAGAACUUGGGUCAAAAUAUUGGAGCUCUGUCAGUGAAGCUCACACGGGAGGAAAUGACUGAACUCGAAUCGUACGCCGCAGCAGAUGCAGUGAAAGGCGAUCGAUAUGCCUCGACUGCGGGCACAUGGAGAGAAUCAGACACUCCUCCGCUGUCUUCGUGGAAGGGCGAAUAAAUCUUUGGCAUUGUCCAAUAAUAAUGUCCAAUAAUAAUCAUGCUUAUGUGAGUGUUUCCGUUUGCUUCGUGGGUAGUCUGAAAUCCCCAAUGAGCUAUUAUCUUGGUGGAUUAUGUCCUAUAGAGUCUGUCGAAUCUUUUUAAUUGAAUAAAAUGAGUUGCAAUAUUAGAGUCAA